This is a messenger RNA of Anguilla rostrata (American eel), 2679 nucleotides long. RefSeq names its product retinol dehydrogenase 13-like. Gene Ontology annotation, molecular function: all-trans-retinol dehydrogenase (NADP+) activity. Lineage: Eukaryota; Metazoa; Chordata; Actinopteri; Anguilliformes; Anguillidae. Gene Ontology annotation, biological process: retinal metabolic process. Gene Ontology annotation, cellular component: mitochondrial inner membrane. The coding region runs from base 98 to 1159 and encodes 353 amino acids. The transcript is spliced from 7 exons. The record is from RefSeq and is a predicted model, not a curated record.
GGAAGCGACCUUGCAUGAGAGGAAACACACGAGCAAAUUUAUUUUGUAUAACCUGGAAGCCGCUUCAUAUGACAUUUGCUUUCCUACUCCGAACAUAAUGAAUAAAUAUAUACUGCCUGUAUCGGUGGUGGGGACAGUAGUUGGAUGUGGUGUUCUGUUAAAGGAUUACGUUACUGGUGGCACUUGUCCAAGUAAAGCCAAGAUCAAAGGGAAGACUGUUGUCAUCACCGGCGCAAAUACAGGAUUAGGAAAAGAGACUGCUAGGGAACUGGCCAAGAGAGGGGGAAGGAUUAUUAUGGGAUGUCGGGACAUGGUGAAGUGCGAGGCGGCCGCCAGGGAGAUCCGCGGACAGACGCUGAACAGCCACGUGCACGCCCGCCAUAUUGACCUGGCCUCCAUCAAGUCCAUCCGCGAAUUCGCAGACAGGAUCAACCAGGAGGAAGAGCAUGUGGAUAUACUGAUAAACAACGCAGGGGUAAUGAGGUGUCCAAACUGGAAGACUGAGGAUGGCUUUGAAAUGCAGUUUGGGGUGAACCACUUGGGCCACUUCCUGUUGACGAACCUGCUGCUGGAGAAGCUGAAGAGCUCCGCCCCCAGCCGGGUCAUAAACCUGUCCUCGCUGGCGCACAUCAUGGGCGAGAUGGACUUCAACGACCUCAACUGGGAGAGGAAGAAGUACGACACCAAGCAGGCCUACUGCCAGAGCAAACUGGCCAAUGUGCUGUUCACCAGGGAACUGGCCAACAGGCUGCAAGGUUCUGGGGUGACGGUGAACGCGCUGCACCCCGGGGUGGUGGCUACAGAAUUGGGGAGACACACAGGCUUACACAAGUCCGCAUUCUCCAGCUCAGUCCUCAACCCAUUCUUCUCCCUGCUGGUGAAGACUCCCCAGCAGGGGGCGCAGCCCAGCGUGUUCCUGGCGGUGGCGGAGGAGCUGGAGGGCGUGUCGGGGCGUUACUACGACGUCCUGCGGGAGAAGGAGGCGGCGCCGCGGGCGCUGGACGAGGACGCCGCCCGCAGGCUGUGGGAGGUCAGCGCGACGCUGGUGGAGCUGGAGCGGACAGAGGCCACGCCCACCGAGGAGACCGCGCGCCAGGCCACGCCCCCUCCCCAAAAACACCACCCCGCGCCUCUCCCGACAGUCCCCCAGCAGGCCUGAACUCCACCCCAGGACUGAACAGAGAAAUGCCUGGGAAAGUGCCAGAACAGUAUGGAGUUAUAAAAAUAUUAGCCUCACUUAUCAGGUUCAUAACCUUAUGAGUCUGACUUGGCUGCUCAUAACUGUAUGACCAGAUUGAUGCUCUAAUGCGAGGGAGUAGGUCCACCCAGCCUCCGUGGAUGUGCUAUGCCAGACCAGUGGUCAGCUACUUCUGACAAAUCGGACAGAUCUUGUGCAGGCGGGAGGUACAGGUGGAGCCUGUCGAUUCAAGCUGACUCAACCACUGACCGAUUAUAAUACGCUGGCUAAAGCUACCCUGGAGCUCAGAGUAUGAAAUCGUGGGCCUCGAUAAAAUGGAGGAAAGCUUGCUUUUUCUUCAGGUUUGGCUCUUAUAAUGGAAAUGACACCGCAUACCAAGCAAGGCCUUGCCUGAAUGGAAAGGUUUGAGCUUACUUGUAGAACACAGUUAAUCUACGAUGGAUAACAAGCUUCCAAAUAAUUGGUACCUUUUGCGUAUUGGAAACGGUUGUUGAUCUUGGUUUGUUAAACUGCCCUUUUCAAUUUGUGCCUUCUGCUAAAUAUGUAAAUAAUGCUUGUCAAAUAUAUGAAAGCGUAUGGAAUAUGCAUCUGUUUGUGUCAUUAUCUCGGUUUUGUGUGGCUGUCUUCUCCGCGCUGAUGUUUCAGUGACCCCACACUUUCAAAGGAAAGCAGGCAGUAAUACUGUAUGUAAAACCAACAGAUUUUUUAUUUUACAGUAUAUACAUUACGCUUUGCAAUAUGAAAAUGUUAUAAUGCUGAAAUAAUGAAAAGAAAUGUUUUCUUUUUUUUAGUUCAGGGAAAAAACCCAAUGGAAGAAUUCUACAGUGGAGGAAAGGGAAACUCUUUAUUCACCGGCAGAAACUGCUGGUGCCUUUUUCAUCAUUGCACGAGGUAGACACCCAAAUUAUUUUGGCCAUUACUUAACGGAACACGAAAAAAAUUUUGGCAUAACGUUUUAAAAGCAAAAGUAAGAUCGUGUAAGCAAGGGAAUGUUCUUCUUAGGUUUGAAUAUCCAACUGCCGACGUUAUGGCCGACACCGAGAAAGUACUACCAUAGUUAAGACAAGUGUUAUUCAAUAGUACCACUGGACAACGGAUCUACGGUUAUAGCUCGUUUGGAAUAGUGUGUUAUUUUUCAGCUUCGUAAGCACAGUUUCAUCUCACUUCAUGUCAGUAACAACAAGACUGCUGUGUGUUUUUGUAAACCGGAGCGACAGAACUCCAGUCACAGCAUUUAGCACAGAACGCAUAUCGAUGUGUAUACUCAAACAGCGAUGCAAUGCAUGUGCACACGUACUUAUCAGACCUGGGUCAAAUACGCAUUUGUUUUGGAUUCAAAUACUUUUCUACGCUUUACUGAUCUUGUCUGGUGUAUGGAACCAAUGAAAUACUCUCAAAAAGUGCAAACCCCGCCUUCUUGCCAUAUUGUGGCAGGCUCAAUUACACCAGGCAAGAUCAAUAGAGCACAGAAAAGUAUUUGA